AUUCCGAAUCUGUUGCAAAACGUUUAUUGAACGGAAGCUAACAGAACGAAACGGGGAGGGACCUACCUGAAUGUGUCCAAUAGAAACAACUGUUUGAACUAAUAAUCAUGCCUACUGCGGUCGGUGAGUCCUGACAUCACGGAGACAUUGAUAUGGCAAUACUACACUUGGAAACAUUCUAGUCUGUUUCGGACGGACAGCAUAAGCAACAUCAUGUCGUUUAGCUGGUCAGCAAAAGACCACAAGAGUUAUACAAAUCCACCCUCCAACCCAACCCAAGGGCUGAAGCGGCCACGGAACGAAACAGGGAACAAAGUGACAGUAGUGCUCGGUGCGCAAUGGGGAGAUGAAGGCAAAGGAAAAGUCGUCGAUUUAUUGGCGACUGAGUCUGACCUUGUUUGCAGAUGUCAGGGUGGUAACAAUGCAGGCCACACAGUGGUAGUGGAAGGCAAAGAGUAUGACUUCCACCUUCUCCCCAGUGGAAUUAUCAACCCCAAAAGUAUAUGUGUCAUUGGUAAUGGCGUAGUCAUACACCUACCAGGUUUGUUUGAGGAGGCGGAGAACAAUGAGAAGAAAGGUCUCAAAGGCUGGGAGAAGAGACUAAUAGUCUCUGACAGAGCUCACCUGGUGUUUGAUUUCCAUCAGGUUGUGGAUGGAAUUCAGGAGACCCAGAGACAAGCAACAGAGGGAAAGAUAAUUGGAACAACCAAGAAAGGUAUUGGACCCACCUAUGCCAGCAAGGCAUCUCGCACAGGACUGCGUGUCUGUGACCUGCUGGGAGACUUCAAGGAGUUCUCUACCAAAUUCAAGAACCUUGUCGAACAGUACCAGUCCAUGUACUCAUCCCUGACAGUUGAUACUGAAAGUCAGCUGAAAAAACUGAAGGAGUAUGGAGAGAGGUUGCGGCCGAUGGUUCGGGAUGGAGUCUAUUACAUGUACGAGGCUCUUCAUGGACCCCCAAAGAAAAUUCUGGUGGAAGGGGCCAACGCUGCCCUCCUCGACAUUGACUUUGGCACAUAUCCUUUUGUGACCUCAUCAAACUGCACCGUUGGUGGGGCAUGCACUGGUCUUGGCAUCCCUCCCCUGAAUAUUGGUGAAGUGUAUGGUGUAUCAAAGGCCUACACCACCAGGGUGGGAAUUGGUGCCUUCCCCACAGAACAGCUCAAUGUGACAGGUGAGCUGCUGCAGACAAGGGGUCAUGAGGUGGGCGUGACCACAGGCAGGAAACGUCGCUGUGGCUGGCUGGACCUGGUCAUCCUGAGAUACGCUCACAUGAUCAAUGGCUUCACUGCCAUUGCUUUGACAAAACUUGACAUCCUUGAUGUGCUGGAUGAGAUCAAAGUAGGAGUGGCCUACAAAAUCAAUGGCAAAAGAAUUCCCCAUUUCCCAGCUGACAUGGAGCUGUUGCACAAAGUGGAGGUAGAGUAUGAGACCUUCCCCGGCUGGAAGAGUGACACGUCUGCAGCCAGGAAGUGGAAUAAUCUCCCCCAGAAGGCUCAGAACUACAUCCGCUUUGUGGAGAACCACAUUGGAGUACCCAUUAAGUGGGUCGGUGUAGGAAAGUCCAGAGAGUGCAUGAUCCAGAUGUUCUAGAGAGUUUACCUCCUCUCUCCUCAAGAUGGACGCACAAAGAUAUGGCAUGAUGUGACAUAUGUUUGCAAACCCCAAACUGUCUAAUAUUGUGGUAAAAAAAAACUACUUAUGCCAACAGAUUUGUGUAGCUUUGAAACAAUGUUGACUGGUAAUGUUGGUAACUUUACAUCUAUCUAUGCAGUGCUUCUCAUCAGUAAGUUGCCUUGUGAUGAUGUCGGCCAGAAAGUCCUAUUAUUGACCAAGGAGUAAAUCUUACCUUGUGCCACACAACAAACAUGAAAGAUAAAAACACAUCCAAUAACUUUU
Molecule: messenger RNA, 1899 nt
Organism: Oncorhynchus nerka (sockeye salmon)
Lineage: Eukaryota; Metazoa; Chordata; Actinopteri; Salmoniformes; Salmonidae
Product: adenylosuccinate synthetase isozyme 1 C
Exons: 13
Coding region: 214-1593 (459 amino acids)
Biological process (GO): 'de novo' AMP biosynthetic process; IMP metabolic process
Cellular component (GO): cytoplasm
Molecular function (GO): adenylosuccinate synthase activity; GTP binding
Source: RefSeq, a predicted model, not a curated record